CAAAAAAGUUGACACCAAAGAUAUGGUGGGUGGUGUUCAAUCGACCCCAAAGAAGAUCUUUUGCUCGAAUCAGAAAACAACGUCCAAGAAAGAAGUUUGGCGAAUUCAAAAUUUUGAAAGCACCACUGGCCAAAAAGAUUUGAGAGGAACGCAAUGACGGGCAACGAAAUCAUCCUUGCUGGCACCCUCACUAUAGGGUUUUCUGAAGUUUGUUGUCGCCAGCAGCUGUCAGGAUAAAAAGUUUAUUAUUACAAACUGAGUAAAUUAGAAGCAGUGCUUCAACAUCACUCUUGAAAUUCAGAAAGUUGUCGGCAGUGAGACAAAUGAUCAUUUUUGCUCGUCCGUGCCAGUAAGAACUUCCCGGUUGAUUGAAUCAUUCAGUUAAAGCAACACGCACAUGAGACUACUCAACAACAGAGUUCUCGCCAUACUUGGAUUGGCUUGCCUUGCUUUGGCAUUGCAAACAACCCUCCUCUUGAGAACGGCUCCUAAUCCCGCACAAAGGUCAACAUCCAUUCCCCAAGAAGAAAAGAUUAUUCGAUAUGCGAGUGUGGGAAACUCCAUGCUGUCAUGGAGCAACUUCCAAAGAAUUCUAGAGCAAGUGUUUCUAGCUGCCGGGUACAAAGUGCAACGAGACUCAUACCUCCGAUUGGGGUGUAGCUUGUCAUCCUUGUACUACGGAUGGUUCAAUCAACUCGAAACAAUUUUUAGUUACAUUGGAUGGACAAACUUACAAGGUGUCUUUGUCAACAAUGAGCAAUGGGACUUUAUAAUGUUCAAUGAUCGGACACAAUGGCCCGCCAGGGACGAAAGCAGACAAGAGACUGUGGGUGUGCUGAAAGAGAUUUAUGCCCCACUGUUGAUGGACCAUCAACCUCAAGCCAUUCCAAUAUUUCUCCAAACCAUGGCUCACAAAGAACCCAACAUUAGUUUCUCGGAAGAUUUGGGCGAUUUCGACGAGUUCUCGCAACGCCUCAUUGACGGGAUUGCCUUGUACAAGCGAACAUUGGACAAACUCUUGGGACGCGACCCCGACAGCAACGAUGCCACUCGGAUUGCACCCAUGGGACGAGCCUACAUCAUUGGUCGUAAGAAAUACCCGGAACUCUGGGAAACCAUGUAUUCUGAGGAUGGCUUUCAUAUGAGUCAAAAGGGAGCUGUGCUUCAGUCAUUUUUGAUGUUUUGGACAAUCACAGGGGAAGCACCACCCCCCUAUGAUCCGACUUGGUGGGACUUCUUGACGCGACGACAGUACCAGAGAUCGGAUUUGCCCAACGAAGAGGAAGCUGCACUUCUCUACGAAGUUGCUCAGUCGGCUUACGAGGAACAGCUAAAGCAACAACAACAGCCACAACGUCCACCCCCGUAGAAUACAGAAAAGUUCGGUUGAUUGGACAAUGGCGUCACGGCGGUAGGCUUUCUCAAAGUUUGUCGCUGUGUGGCGUUGAUCAGCUGAACUACGCGCGAACACGUACGAUGUAGUAUUGCUUCGAACCACACGGCUCGGUGUUGAGUGGCAACAGUGCCACCAGGGAAAGCACAGUACACGUGUACCGCUUCCAUCAUCCUUAUCGACCACCUCCGAAACAUACGGUAGAGUGGCAAAAUGACACAAUCAUCAAUUCUCCUUCGAAUUCUUUGGGAAGACUGACAUCUUCAUACUACAACCGGUAUCUAGCUGGCUACUGGAUGUACCUGUACACAAACACAGCUUUGGAAUCUUCAUAAUUGUUUGUCUAGUUAGUUUUAGUACAAUAGUGUUGUCACG
This is a messenger RNA of Seminavis robusta, 1768 nucleotides long. The record is from the annotation of a GenBank genome assembly. NCBI's taxonomy places the organism in Eukaryota, Bacillariophyta, Bacillariophyceae, Naviculales, Naviculaceae.